Dioscorea cayenensis subsp. rotundata (Guinea yam) is the source of this 1011-nucleotide messenger RNA. RefSeq names its product protein DETOXIFICATION 34-like. NCBI's taxonomy places the organism in Eukaryota, Viridiplantae, Streptophyta, Magnoliopsida, Dioscoreales, Dioscoreaceae. The coding region runs from base 1 to 1011 and encodes 336 amino acids. The record is from RefSeq and is a predicted model, not a curated record. Gene Ontology annotation, cellular component: membrane. Gene Ontology annotation, molecular function: antiporter activity; xenobiotic transmembrane transporter activity. Gene Ontology annotation, biological process: transmembrane transport. The transcript is spliced from 5 exons.
AUGGAACAGCUCAGCAUGGGGAGUGCUCUAGAGACCCUUAGUGGACAAGCGUUUGGAGCAGGGCAAGUAAGCAUGCUCAGCAUUUACAUGCAACGUACAUGGAUCAUCCUCAUCAUCUCCUCCAUCCUCAUGUCACCGAUCUACAUCUUUGCGACCCUCAUCCUCUCCUUCCUUGGCCAACAAUCUGAUAUUGCCUUCCUCGCUGGCCGCUUUGCUCUUCUUAUUCUCCCCCAACAAUUUGCCAUGGCCAUUUCCUACCCUUCCCAAAAGUUCCUCCUAACUCAAAGUAAGGUCCUGCCUCUUGCAUUCAUUGCUUUCAUAUCUCUUGUUCUUCAUCUUUGUGCGCUUUGGUUCUUCACCUCUGUCUUGGAAUGGGGCUCAACUGGGGCAGCUAUAGCCUUUGAUGUGUCUUCAUGUGCAAUGGCUUUGUUUCAAGUGAUCUACAUUAUGUUUUGGUGCAAGGAUGCAUGGAAUGGUUUUUCAUGGUUUGCUUUCAAGGACUUGUGGCCUUUCAUUAAGCUCUCUCUCUCAUCUGCUUUCAUGCUUCUCUUGAGUGAUUGGUAUGGUGCUCUUGUGGUGUUUCUCACUGGCCUCCUAAACAAUGCACAGGUUACAGUUGCAUCAGCCUCCAUAUGGCUGAACAUAAAUAGUUGGGAGUAUAUGUUGGUCACUGGAUUCUUGUCGGCAACAAGUGUGAGGCUGUCAAAUGAGCUUGGAUCAGGCCGGCCGAUGGCAGGGAAGUACGCGGUCAUCGUAUCUGGCUUGACAACACUAUUCAUCAGCCUUAUCUCAUCUUCAUUGAUCUUGGCAACCUGGGACAAGUUCCCAUUGUUGUUCACCAGCAGCAAAGAAGUACAAGAUUCAGCCUCUACUGCAGUAUACCUCCUUGCCAUUGUCUUGAUGAUUACCGCCAUUCAAUCUACAUUAAUAGGUAAAAAGAAAUUUGGGGUUGCACAUAAAGAUCAAUCACCGGAACCGGAUGGCAAGGUCUUGUUGCUUAUAUUAGCAUAG